This is a messenger RNA of Plasmodium gaboni, 4182 nucleotides long. RefSeq lists its product as hypothetical. Bases 1 to 4182 code for a protein of 1393 amino acids. Lineage: Eukaryota; Apicomplexa; Aconoidasida; Haemosporida; Plasmodiidae. The transcript is spliced from 2 exons. The record is from RefSeq and is a predicted model, not a curated record.
AUGAGUUGUAAUAUAAAGAAACGCUCGUGCGAUGUGAAUAUUUUUGAGGGAGAUGAAAAAUGUUGUAGUAAGACAAAAAACAAAUCUUUUUGUAUAUACGUAUCAAGUGGAAAAAAGGAUAAUAUGAUGAAGAGAAGAAAAUGUAAUGUUAUGGGAGGCAAGGAAAAGUAUGAUGAGAAAAUAUUUAUGGAGAUAAAAAAUUUGUAUACGAAUGAUUAUAAAAAGGAAGAUAAUAAAACUAAUCAUAAUAAUAAUAAUAAUAAUAAUAAUAAUAAUGAUAAUAGAGAAUAUAAUAUUUAUAGUGACAAAUUAUGUAUAUCCUGUAAUGAUGAUCUAUCAUGUGAUGGUAAUAACAAAGGCGAUAAUAUUUGUAAUAACAUAUUAUAUGAAGAAAUAUAUAAAAAGGAAGAGGAGAAUAAUGUUUUUAUAGAUGAACAUAAUAAUAUAUAUAGAAGUAAUAUAUUUUCAUCAAAUGAAAAAAAUAAUAAAAAUAUUAUAAUUAAAAAAAGAACAAAAGAUAUUUUAUAUGAAAAGGUAUAUUCUAAAUCUGAUAAUGAUUCUUCAAAGAAGAAUAAAAUAAGAAGAUUAUUAAAUGAGGAAUAUGUCAGAAGUUUUUCUUAUGAAACGGAUGUAUAUAAAAGAAAAGAUGAUUGUAUAAAUGGAAAUAAAAAAAAUAUAUAUAAUACUUGUAGUGUUGAUAAAAUAUUUGAAAUUCCAUCUGAUUGUAAAAAUAAAGAUAAGGGGUAUAACAAUAUGGAAUGUAUUAAUAAUAAUAAGAAUAAAAGUGAUAAAAAUCAUAACAUAGAGAGAAAUUUAAAAGAAUAUAUAAAUGAUAAGGAAAAUCAAAAUAAUGACUUUCUCUUUUUAAAAUAUAAUAAUGACAAUAAAUUAUGUGAAGGCUUAAAUAAUGAUGACAGCUGUUUGAUUGAAGAGGAGAAAUAUAAAAAAAAAAUUAUAAAUGAUAUUAAUUUAAAUGGAAAUAUAAUAAAAUAUAUGAAUACAUCAGGAAAUGGAAAUAAAUCAUAUUUGGAUGAGAAGGAAUGUAAUAUAUAUAAUAGAGAUGAUAAAAAUUUUGAUGAAUAUAAAGUAAGUGUAUAUUCUGUUGAUAAGGAUGAAAAAAAAUACUUUACACAUAAUAAUAAUAAUAGUCAACAUGAUAAUAAUUAUUUUAAAAGUUACUAUAACAGUAGCUCUAAAAGAAGUGGGACUAUCGAAAGUAUAAAAUGUGGUAAAAAUAUAAGAGAUAUAAAAGAUAGUAUAUAUGAAAAGAAGAAAAAAAUUAAAAGUAUCCAUAACAAGAUUUUACGUUUAAUAAAAGAAGAUAACAACAAAUAUGUGGGAAAUGUAAUAAAUGAUAAGAAUAAAAAAUAUGAAAAAAAUGAAGAUAAUAAAAAAAAAAAUAUAUAUAAUAAUGAUAAUAUGAAUGAAGAGGAUUAUAAAAAGAAUGAUGAUGUUGUGGAAAUAAAUAAAAAGGAUAAUGAAAAUUAUAUGAGAGAUACAAUAUGGAAUAAUAACUCCAAUAUGGAUUGUAAUAUAUAUAAUAAUAAUAGUAAUAGUUAUAGUGUUGAUGGUAGCUAUAUACCACUUGAAGAACAGAUUAAAAAGAAAGGAAAUAUAAUUAUAGACAAACAAAAUAAUGAAUGUGAAAUUUUUAUAGAUGAAAAAAUUAAAAAAAUAUGUUCUAUAAAAAAGUAUAAAAAACUAAAUUUAAGUCACACCUUUUUAAACAAUAUUAAGUUAAUUUAUGAAAAGAAAGAUUUAAAAAAAAAUAAGAAGAAAUAUAUAUUAAUUGUUAAUAAGAAAUGUUUAGAGAAAUAUUCUUAUUUUCAUACUAUUAUAAAUACAUAUUGUAAAGAGAAUAAAUCCAUAAAAAUGGAUCAAUAUAUAAAUUAUAACUUAUCUAAAAUAUUAUUUUGUAAUAAUAUCAUAAAGGAAAUUAAUAAAUAUAAUUUUAAAAAAAUUAUGAAAGCAUUAGACUUUUAUGGAUAUUCAUAUGAUAAUAUAUUUUUAAAAAAUUUAUGUAAUAAGAUUAUAAUAAAUAAGUGGUUAAACAAUGAUAAUUUUUUUCAAAAGAUAUUAAAAAGUAAAAGGUUUUUAAAAGUUGCAUUAUUUUUUGAUUUAAUAUAUAAUUUUUUAUAUAAAAAUAAUAUUUUUCUAAAAUAUUUUUUUAGUUUCUCUGGAGGUAGAUUUAUCAAAUCAUUUAUAGAUUAUAAUAAAAAUAAAGCCCUCAAAUUAAUUAAUAAAAUUAUUAAAAAUAUUAAAGAUUUAAACCCUUCUACAAAUUCUGUAAUCGACUUUCUAUGUGGCUUUUAUUCAAAUGAAGAGAAGGAAAACAAAUAUUCUAAAUUAUCUAGAACAAAUUAUUUGUAUGGAAUAAAAGAUAAAGAUAUAAUUAUUAAGAAAAAGACAAAUGGUAGUAGAAAAAAAUCUAGUAAUACUUAUAUUUAUAUGAAGAAUAAAAAAUAUAACAAAAAAAUUUUAAGAAAUAUUUUAAAUAAUGUAUGGUUAAACACAGAUAUGUUUAUAAAAGAAAGUAUAUAUUAUGGACAAAAUUUUUCUCUUCAAAAAAAUAAUUUAAGAAAAAAGAACAAUACAAUAUAUGAUAUAGAAAAAAUAGAGAAUUUUUUAUAUGAUAAGAAUGAUAGAAGUUAUUCAAGUAGGUGCACGAACAGUUCAAAUGAAAAUUUUUAUCAAUAUGAUACAUAUAAAAAUCAAGAAAAUGAAUAUUUAGAUGAUCAUAGUUCUAUAGAUGAUGAAAAGGAACUAGAAAAUGUAAUGAAUAAUUUUUAUUCUUCUAAUGAUCUUAAUAUAAAUUUUAAUGGACAUAUGAAUGAAACAUUAAAUCAGUGUAUAUAUAAUCAAUCUGGGAAUGUAAAUUUUGAUAAUAAUAUUCCAGAUGAUUCUCAGCAAUAUGGAGAUGAUUAUAUAGGAAAUAAUAUUAAUCAUAAUAAAACAUUUCAAUCAUUUGAAGGUAUACCUAAUAUGGCUUUUGAUUUGUAUACUCAGGAUGACAAAAAUAGAUCAAGGGGAGAUACUUUCAUAUCACUAAGCUUUAAAGAAGAGGAAAGAUGCAACACUGACAAAUAUGUAAAGGAUACAUGUUUUUUAGGUAUAGGGGUAAGAUCAAAAGAAAAUAAAAUAAAUGAUUUCAACUGCUUUAAUAUUAAUUUAAAAAUAAUGAUAAGAGAUAAUUUAUUAAGCAAAAUAAAAUGUAACAUCUCUAAAAGUGGCAAAAAGAUAUCUCCGUUUUUUCCUGUGUGGCCUAAUAUCCCUGACUUUUUUGGAUUUAAAAUGUUUAAAAAUAUAAAGAAGGAUUUCAAGAGGAUGAAAAAGAAUAUUACAAUGAAUAAGAAACAGAGCUCAUUAGAUAUUAUAAAUAAUAAAAAGAAAUAUAAGAACAUCAUAAGUGAAGAUUAUGAAAGGAUAGAUAUAGCUCAAAAAAAAAAAAAAAAAUUUAAUGAAGAAGAAUAUAUGUUAGAUAAUAAUAAUAUAAAAAAAAAUAAUAUGAAGAAUAAGAAAUGUAUAAAUAUAGAUGAAAUAAAAUUAAAAGAUCUUCAUUAUAUAUUAAAUAUAAGAAUAUAUCCUAUAAGAACAUUAUUAUUAUAUAUAUUAUAUAAUUCAUUUUUUAAAGAUAAUAAUAAUGAGUUUAUUGAAUUUUUUUGCAAUAGUAUAAAUAAUGAAAUAAAAGAAUGGUUAUUACUUUUUUUAUUACCAAAUUUUAUUAAUAAAUCAAUACAUAAAGUUACAUACCCCUUAAAAUUAACAAAAAAUAUAUUUAUUGAAUCGAGUGAAUUUUAUGAAGAUUUUUUUUCUAAUGAAUAUUCAAAAAUGAAUGAUAUAGAAAAAAUUAUUAUAUAUACAAAAAAUUGUAAUGAAGAAUAUUCUGAUAUUUGUCCAUUUCUUUUUUGUUAUCUAUGGUUAAAAUCAAAUGAUUAUAAAAUAGAUAAAUGGAUAAGUUCAAAAAUUAAUGAAAUGUUAUUUACAUUUCCUUAUGCAAACUUUUUAUUAAGUAAAUAUUUCUCUAACUUUUUAUUAUUCAUACAAUUAUUUCGUACCUCCUUAGAUCUAGAUCAUAUGUAUUUGUGUAAAUCUCACUUUUAUGUCUCUCUCAAACAUAACAUUUCUUAUAUCCACGAAUCUUUGGUUAACGUAUUAUUUUCAUCAACAAUAUAUGAUCCAUAA